This is a messenger RNA of Carlito syrichta (Philippine tarsier), 972 nucleotides long. It is a transcript of the gene KCNK16, whose product is annotated as potassium two pore domain channel subfamily K member 16. Gene Ontology annotation, cellular component: membrane. The transcript is spliced from 5 exons. Gene Ontology annotation, biological process: stabilization of membrane potential; potassium ion transmembrane transport. The record is from RefSeq and is a predicted model, not a curated record. The coding region runs from base 42 to 926 and encodes 294 amino acids. Gene Ontology annotation, molecular function: potassium ion leak channel activity. Lineage: Eukaryota; Metazoa; Chordata; Mammalia; Primates; Tarsiidae.
CACAGCCAGCCCUACCACCCUGGCAAGGCCCUGGCCACAUCAUGCCUGGCACUGGGUUCUGCAGCUGCUGGGGCGGCCGGGUGCUGCCCCUGCUGCUGGCCUAUGUCUGCUACCUGCUGCUCGGUGCCACCAUCUUCCAGCGGCUGGAAAAGCCAGCGGAGGCUCAGUCCAGGGGCCAGUUUCAGUUUGAGAAGCUGCGCUUCCUGGAGAACUACACCUGCCUGGACCAGCGGGCCCUGGAGCAGUUUGUGCAGGUCAUCAUGGAAGCCUGGGUGAAAGGUGUGAACCCCAAAGGCAACUCCACCAACCCCAGCAACUGGGACUUUGGCAGCAGUUUCUUCUUUGCAGGCACGGUCGUCACCACCAUAGGAUAUGGGAACCUGGCGCCUAGCACAGAGGCAGGUCAGGUCUUCUGUGUCUUCUACGCCCUGGUGGGCAUCCCGCUCAACGUGGUCUUCCUCAACCACCUGAGCACAGGGCUGCGUGCCCACCUGGCCACCCUGGAGAGGUGGGAGGACCAGCCCAGGCGCUCCCAGCUACUGCAGGUCCUAGGCCUAGUUCUGUUCCUGACCCUGGGGACACUGGCCAUUCUCAUCUUCCCUCCCAUGGUCUUCAGCCGCGUGGAGGGCUGGAGCUUCCGCGAGGGCUUCUACUUCGCUUUCAUCACCCUCAGCACCAUCGGCUUCGGGGACUAUGUUGUCGGCACGGACCCCAGCAAGCACUACAUCUCAGUGUACCGGAGCCUGGCGGCUGUCUGGAUCCUCCUGGGCCUGGCGUGGCUGGCACUGGUCCUCCCACUGGGUCCCCUGCUUCUACACAGGUGUUCCCAGCUCUGGCUGCUCAGCAGGGGCCUCGGCCUCAAGGACGGGGCAGCCCCUGACCCCGGUGGGCUCCCCCGACCUCAAAAGAUCCCCAUCUCUGCAUGAGGCUCCUGAGUGGCCCCAACAGCCUCUCCCCUCCUCCCCAGCCCAC